Girardinichthys multiradiatus is the source of this 4970-nucleotide messenger RNA. Its product is annotated as paxillin-like. The coding region runs from base 147 to 3662 and encodes 1171 amino acids. Lineage: Eukaryota; Metazoa; Chordata; Actinopteri; Cyprinodontiformes; Goodeidae. The transcript has 14 exons. Gene Ontology annotation, biological process: transforming growth factor beta receptor signaling pathway; endothelial cell migration; substrate adhesion-dependent cell spreading. The record is from RefSeq and is a predicted model, not a curated record.
CACAUUGCUGCGCGUUCACGAGUCGUAUCCUGACUGAACUUGUGGAGCAGGAGUGGAGAAGUUUGAAGAGCCAGAUUCAGACUUCUUAAACAGUCGAUACGGUCGCUAGAAAGAAAACUCAGGCCGGUCCCAACCAGGUAGUCACCAUGGACGAUUUGGAUGCACUGCUAGCAGACCUAGAAUCUACAACAUCCCACAUCUCGAAGCGACCGGUCUUCCUGCCUGAUGAGACCCCCUACUCCAUCCCAACGGGCGGAUUCCCUAACCAAGAUGUGUCUGUGCCACCUCCAGUUCCGCCUCCACCUUCAGCUGAUGCUCUAAAUGGCUCCCUGGCAGAUCAACCAGACUCCCACCACUCCUCUCAACAGUCUUUAGGUUCGGGCCAUAAGAGCUCAUGGUCCAGGGACAGUAGCAGUUCUCCGCUCUCACACAUCGAAGAGGACCACGUUUACAGUUUUCCUAAUAAACACAAGACGUCAGACUUGUCUCCAGCAGCCAUGACCUCUGCCCUGGGCAGUAACCUCUCGGAGCUGGACAGGCUUCUGCUGGAGCUUAACGCUGUGCAGCAGAGCUCCCCUUCCUUCCCCACUACAGAGGAGGCAGCUCCUCCCCUGCCAUCUUGCAGUAUCACCCACUAUGAGAAUGGCGGCGCUCCUGACAUCCUUGUUAGCCCCCCACUUCAAGAAAAACCAAAAAGGAAUGGAAUGAGGCUGGAGGAAGCUCAGCCCCUGGUGGAGAGUCUGCUGGAGGGUUCAGGUCUUUCACCCAGCUCUUCCACAGGACACAAUGAUUUGGACACAUCAUCUCAACAACAAACAAGAAUGUCGGCUUCUUGUGCAACUAGAGAGUUAGAUGAACUGAUGGCUUCUUUGUCUGACUUCAAGCCCAGUUCUUUGGGCUUUCUGCCAGACCAAGCAGGGACACCAUCCACCUCUCACCAUUCUCCAGCACCUUCUUCCAUCACCCCAGUGGCUUCUUCUUCUCUUAGUCUUCCCCACCCACCUGUCUGUUCUUUCCUCCCUUUAUCUGCUGGUUUUGAGUUGCACAUAGAUGAAGAUGGAAAAGAUUGUGGCUCAGUGAUGCCUCAUCCGAGCCUUCUUGGUCCCCAUAGUCCCAGUUCGUCUUUUUCUGCUGCCAGUGACAUAGACCUGGACUCUGUUAUAGAUGUCUCUGCCACCAUGCUGUCAUCCCAAACAAAGUCCCUGCUCGUCCUCUGUCAGUCCGCUCCCUCUAAUUCCAGCUUGUUAGGAAAUAGCCCCAGCCUUUCAAAUAUCACUACUCCCUCACUUACCUCUGUUAACACUGUCCUGGAGCACAAGACCCCCACAUCCCCCAGUCCAUCUGCAGAGCGACUUUCACCCUCUGUCAGUAAAGUGUUCUGUGCUUCUGAGUGUAUCGGCCAGCGGCCUGCUUGUUUUCUUGACCAUGACUUUGAUUUCACCUCUCCACCUCUUUCAAAAAGCUGCACUCCUCCUCUCUCAACUCCUUCACCCUUGUCUGCUGCUGGGUCUGCAUCUCAAUCUUCUCUGCACUUUCCAUCAAAACCAUAUUCACCAUCUGCAGUCUCUCCGCUGAUGAUUCCCUCUCCACUGAUCUUCACCAGUACCAGUAGGCAGCUUUCAGAAGUGUCUCCUGGAGUCCAGAGAGACACUCCCCUCACUUUACAACAACCCACUGCAGUGGAGCCGUCUCUUGACGAGGCCCUAGAUAAGCUUUUAGCGAUGAGUUUUGCACAAAGUCACGCAUCACAUCUGGAGGAACAACUAGAGAAGAUGGAGGCUCACUCUCUCGACAAAGAACUGCAGGAGGUGCAAGAGGAGCUGAUCCUGCCCAUGGACAGAAGGUGUAUUCAACCCGACACUUUCACUAGCACCACCAACACCAUCACAGAAGACUCAAUAGACAUUGGAACUGAUGGGAAUGGAGACCUAGACUGGGCUGAUGAGGAGCUGUCCAUGUCCCUACAUGAUGGACUGGAUGGCACCAUGACACCUUUCACCGAGAGGCUGUAUACAGAUGGCAGUAUGACUCCACUGACGGAAGCCAGCUGGAUGGAUGAGUCCAUGACCCCCUCCUCAUGCCCUGGGACCCCUGACGUUGCCCUGGACCUUCCCCUGCUACAGGCGCCCAGUAUAGACAGAGUCUCAGCAACAGGACAUAUAAAAUCGGUGAUUAGGCGCACUAAAGAGACUCCCAAUGUGCAUCCAAUGUAUCGAGAUGGACACCUGCGCAGGAAGAUGGGACCCAUCAUUGUAAACAAGAACUCUUCUCAGGACCGUCUCAUAGAGGAGCUUCAGGGUAAGUUUGGGAUCAGCCGCUCAGAGCGGCGCCACAAACAAUCGGAUGAAUGGCUAACCGAGGGGGUCGUCGUCACAUCUAAACCCCAGCGUUUCCAUCCUGAGGGAUCGGGCAUUGAGGUCGACAAGAUCAUAAUUCCUCCUGAGUCACCUGUCCCUGUCAGGAAGGUUCUCACACCCCUCUCUCCCCCUAACUCUUGUCACCCCACUGUUGUAGAAGAACCUAAGAGACCACUCCCAGUACAGCACCCCCCUAUCCCAAUACCACCACCACUUCCUCCACCUACCUCCUUUAAUUCACAAGCUACCCGUGCUCAGGAACCGCUUCUUCUUCCUCAGCAAAUUACAAAAGCCUCACCACCACCAGUGCCCAUUCAGGACCUUCCUAUCCCUAAUCCAGAACCCCCUCCUCCUGUUGUGAGUACCCCAAACCAUCCACCACCAGUGGAGCCAGUACAACCAGCUGCACCCAAAGUCUUGGUAUCUGUAGGCUGCCAGACAGAGUAUGACCCUUUCUUCCCUUCAAUGCAGAUUAUGGCCCAGGGAAAGGCUGGUGUUCCAGGUGGGCCACCAACACAGGUCAACAAGCUGGACAACAUGCUUGGUAGCCUCCAGUCUGACCUCAACAAACUGGGGGUGCAGACCGUUGCUAAAGGAGUCUGUGGUGCCUGCUGUAAGCCAAUUGUGGGACAGGUGGUGACUGCCAUGGGCCGGACAUGGCACCCAGAGCACUUUGUGUGUACACACUGUCAGGAGGAGAUAGGCUCCAGGAACUUCUUUGAGCGGGAAGGACAGCCUUACUGUGAGAAAGAUUACCACAAUCUGUUCUCUCCACGAUGCUACUACUGCAACGGGCCCAUACUGGAUAAAGUUGUGACGGCGUUGGAUCGGACGUGGCAUCCUGAACACUUCUUCUGUGCUCAGUGUGGAUCCUUCUUCGGCCCAGAGGGUUUUCAUGAAAAGGAUGGAAAGGCAUACUGCAGGAAGGAUUACUUUGAUAUGUUUGCACCAAAAUGUGGCGGCUGUGCCAGAGCCAUCCUGGAGAACUACAUCUCUGCCCUCAACUGUCUUUGGCAUCCAGAGUGUUUUGUUUGCAGAGAGUGUUUUACCCCAUUUGUGAACGGAAGCUUCUUUGAGCACGAUGGCCAGCCGUACUGUGAGGUGCACUACCACGAACGUCGUGGCUCCCUCUGCUCCGGCUGUCAGAAGCCCAUCACAGGGCGCUGCAUCACAGCCAUGUCCAAGAAGUUCCACCCGGAGCACUUUGUCUGUGCCUUCUGCUUGAAACAGCUUAACAAGGGCACUUUCAAAGAGCAAAAUGACAAACCCUACUGUCAGGGCUGUUUCAUCAAACUGUUCAGUUAGAGUGUUUGGGUGGAAAGCUUAUCACAGAUCCACUUUUACAGUAGGUCAGAGCUUUGAGCAGAAUCUGAAUUAGAAUGCGUUGCAAAAAUAUGUAUUACCUUCUGAACCUUUUUAUAUUUUGUAAUGUUACAACCACAACCAUCAGUGUGUUUCCUUUGGAUUUUAUGUUAUUCACCAAAACAAAGUAGGACAUAAUUCUAAAGUUUAAGGAAAUUGAUACACACUUUUCAACUUUUUUACAAAUAACAGUCACAAUAAAAAAGUGUAGCAUGCAUUUGCCACACUCAGCCCCACUAAGUCCAUAUUUUGUAGAACCACCUUUUGCUGCAACUACCAAAUCUGUCUGGGUCUGUCUCUCUUUCAUCCAGAGAAUGAAAUGUUUUGCCAAUUCUUUUACAAAUAGCUGAAGCUCAGUCAUAUUAUAUCAGUCUUUAAGCCUCUGAACGAUUCUCAGUUUGCUUUGGGCCUGGACUUUAACUGGACCAUUCUAACACAUAAACAGGCCUUGACUUAAACCAAUCCAUUGUAACUCUGGCUGUAUUUUUCAGGUUGUUAACCUCCUUCCAUGAUUGCGUUGUAUUUAGCUCCAUCCAUCUUCCUGAUAACUGAUCAACGUCCCUGUUCCUGGCCCAGAUUAUGAUGCCACCACCACCACUUUGCUUUGUCUCAUGAAUUUCAUUUUAGCAAACUACAAUGGAGCAGAAUACAUGUACACAUAAUACUUUUCAGAUUUGUAUCUGUCCAAAAACGUUUUAAAUUGUUCUCAUUUGAUCCACUUCCCAAUUUCUCACUGCUUCGAGUUAAUCUAUCACAUAAUGUUCUGCUAAAUAUGCACUGCAGUUUGCGGUUGUGACAAAAUGUGAAAAUGUUCACAGGGUGUGAAUACUUUUGUAAAGCGUUGUCUUAGUGGUGUAACGUGAAAAGAAGAGUUGUCCUCUGGUGAUGAUGGAAGUAUGCGUAGACUGAAUGUGUGCAUAUUGUUUAGGCAGAAUACUGCUUUCACUGUUCCACUGACAGUAGCAUUUUUAAACUGGCUUUAGUUGUCAGGAAAUCUGACACAUAUUCAGCAUUUAAAUGGUCUCGUAAACCUUUAUAAAUACCAGAAAUGUGCCAUUUUCCAUACCGAAGAGGCAGAAGAAAACAUCACUUCUCUCCCUGUUUCCUCGUAUGUUUGGAAAAUGUCUGUCGUCCCUUCAGGUAAACCUAAAAUCUUUGUGUAUGUAAACCUUUAUGGUUUCUAUUAUUUUAAAAUGUAGUCGAUCCAGACUGGAGGAGAUACUGAAAUUCAUAAAGUAAUGUGUUUGACAA